AUGUCUCAAAGCAGUCCAAUGAGUGUGAAAUCAUCAAUGGAAGGUUUUAAAUUAACUUUUGAUGAUUUUUUGAAACUAGAUUUAAAAUAACUUUAGAUAAAUAUUAUUGGGACAGAGAAUGAAUAUGGAUUUAGUUUUACAUUAUAUAAAAUAUAAGUGAAACAUCCAAAUAUUCAACCAUUUAUUUGUAAUAGACGAUAUAAUGAGUUUUAUGCAUUACACAAAGUGGUAUAUAAAUUAUUUGAUAGUUAAGUUGAAAAUGAAAUAUUGUAAUUUGGAUUUACCUUAAUUUCCAUCUAAACAUGAAUGGCUCUUUAAAACAGAGAAAAGAAAAGCUGGAUUUCAUCUAUUUUUAAAUAAGUUAGUUUUAAUAGCAAUGUAACAUCCUUAAAUAUAGAGCAAUAUUCUAAAAUUCUUAUAUUACUUUUUGACAAGAGAUUGUAAAUAAAAAUAACAUAAAAAAUAUAGUACUUGGAAAUUAAAAAUAAACUAUUCUUGCAUCAACAGAUGUUUAAAAUGAAGAUGAACCAGAUUGGCAAUUUAGAUAUCAUAAUUUAUCUACUGAAGAUGCAAGUCAAGUAGGAAAUUAUAGUUUUGAUUAAUAAAAGAAAUUGGCUACAAAUGUAUAAUUAAGAUUUUCAGAUGAUGAAACUUGGUAAACAUUUUAUGGAAAGAUUUAAGAAGGCACAUUACAAUUAUAUUAACAUAUAUCUUAUAAUUAUUUUAGUUGUCAAAUAAUAUUAUUUUAAAUUAAAAUUGAAUUAGCAGAUGAUGUCAUUGUAAAUUUAAAUCUAUAUUAAUAGUUAAUGUAUCAUGAUUAUGAUUAUUAGAAGAUUUAAUUAACAGUAAAUGAUCCUAAUUUAUUAAAAAUCUGGUAUACUCAAUUGAAAUUAGCAUCUCAAGAUGUUAUUUAAUAUGAAGGAAUGCAUGAUGAUUUUCAUUCUUUAGGAAAAGUAUAGAUUCAAAUAAAGGAAGCAAUUAAUUUAACUAAUAUAAUUUAAGAUUCUUUUUUGUUUGUUAAAAUAUCAUUUCCUCCAUUUACAUGUUAAACAAAAUAACAUGUAUAUAGUAAUAACCCAUAAUGGAGUUAAGAUUACAUUCUUCCAAUAAUAGAUUCUUUUUCUGUAUUAAGAUUAGAAUUGAUAAGUGAAAUAUAGGAUGGUAUUUUGAAAAGAAAAGUCAAAUAAUCAAUUAUAGGUGUAGCUGAAAUAUAAAUUGCAGACUUAUUGAGUUAUCAUUCAGGAACUAAGUUUUCAGUAAAAAUUUAUAUCUUAUUUUCUAUUAGAGAAUAUCAUUACCAUUAAAUAAAGAUAGUAACAAUAAUGAUGUAUUUUAAUUUCUUAAGAAAAAUUCUACAAAUCUAGAUGAAUAAUAACCAUGUUUAAUUGUUACAAUAAGGAAUAUGUCAAGUCCUUUGUCACUUUUUGGACCUGGUCCUGUUUUUUCAUAUGAAAAUGAAUAAUUAGAGCCUGAUCUUACUGUUAUCAAAAUGAACAUCAUCAGAUUUAAAAGAAUAAUCUCAUUAAUGAUUUAAUUUUAACUUGCUUUAGAAGAUGUAGUAGAUUAAAAGUAUCCUAGAUUAACUUUAAUAGUUUUUACUUUUAUGUUUAUCUUCAUUUACAAUGCAGAUUUAAAUAAUAUUCUAUAAUACUUUGGAUUCUUAUUAUUAUUCAUAUUAAUUUAUUAACAUCCCACAAUACAUCAUUAUGUAGGGUUAUUUUUGGAUAAGUAUAUUUUAUGUGAAUUGAAUUAAUAUUAUAAGACUCCUUAAUUAUUCACAUAAGAAGAAAAAGAUCUUAAAAAGAAUACUUAAUCAUUAGAUAAAGUAAUUAAAUUUGAAGGAAAUGAAAUUAAAUUAGAAGUUGAUGAUGAAAAUGAACCAAAAGAAUCAUUUUAUCAAAAAAUUAGAGCAAUCAAGAAAACUUUCUUUAUUGUUUAAUUAUAUUUAACUUAUUUGAGUAAUUUUGCAGAAAAAGUGAUUAAUUUAUUCACUUGGUAAGAAUACCAUAGAACUCUUUGGUUUCUCUAUGCCUUAUUUUCACUUUACUGUGUUAUUUGUAUAUUACCUAUUAGAUAUAUAAUGUUAGCUGGAAGUAUAUUAUAUAUAUAUAUAUAUUAGUAAUAAAUGAAUGGUUUGAUGGACGCAUUAUAUUUAAAAAAAGAUAAGCUCAUAAUUAGAAAAUUGCUAAAGUUAUGAUGGAAUAUAUAUAUAAGAAACAUGCACCUGAAUUAGUGUGCAUUCCAAAUUAUUUAGAUGUAGCAUUCCCUAAAGGAGAUUUUAGAACAAAAAUGGCUAAUGAAUUACUUAUGCAUUUAACUAUCUCUAUGAAUCAAGAAGAAACUAAUAAAUAUUAGAAUGGAAAUGAAGUUAUUAGGUAAUAUUAGAUUUAAUUAAUAGAGAUUUAACUACUUGUUCUUAAAAAUUAAAAUGGGUUUCAAUUACUGAUUAACAUUUUGUUAGGGAUUAAUUAUAUUAUGAAUUAAGAUAGAAGGGAAAGUUUAGAAUGAAACCACAUUAUUUAGUAUACUACACAAUUACUAAUUUCAUAUACAAUAUUCCAUCAUAGUAUUAUAGGUUGAGAAGGCCAAUUCAAUUAUUUAAAUGAG
This is a messenger RNA of Paramecium pentaurelia, 2607 nucleotides long. The record is from the annotation of a GenBank genome assembly. NCBI's taxonomy places the organism in Eukaryota, Ciliophora, Oligohymenophorea, Peniculida, Parameciidae.